CCAAUUGUAGAGUUGGCAAAGCAUUAGAACGGUUUUAUGCAUUCUGCUUUAUAAGUACAUUCGUAAACAAAACUAUCUACUUGUCAGUGAAUUUUCUUUUCCACCAACACUAAUUUACAAUCAAUAUUUGUUACUUGGGGAUAUUAUAGUAGGCGAAAUGCAAAAGCACUUCUGGCCGGUUUUAUUGCCCAUACUAUUUUUAGCAUAUUCACUGCCUUUAUUCCUGCGUGUCUAUGCCACUGCACCCACGGUAAUUGAUGAGGAAUUCCAUUUGCGACAAGGUCUGCACUUCUGCAACAAACGCUUCGAUGUGUGGGAUCCUAAAAUUACCACCUUCCCAGGCCUAUAUCUGGCGUCGCUGAUACUCAUACCAUUCGGUGCUUGCUCAACAUUGGGUUUACGUUGCAUAUCGCUAAUAGCGGCUGCGCUAAAUGUGUUACUGCUAUAUAAAAUAAGACGCCGGUUGUUGGGUGGUGCACAUGGGCAGCUUGCCGCAUUAGAUGCUUUCACUGUAGGUGCACUACCACCGCUAUAUUUCUUUAGUCAUCUUUACUAUACUGAUACGUUAUCGCUAACGACAAUACUUCUAUUCUACUACUACUGGCACAAAGAGUCACAUCUGCAAGCUGCUGUCUUUGCUGCUGCUAGUGUUUUGAUGCGGCAGACUAAUGUGGUUUGGGUGGGUAUGUGUUUCGGUAUAACAGCACUAGAUGUACUUACAGGAAAUUAUGCGCGUUCCAAAGGCAUUAAAAGACAGCAUGUGGAGUUACUGAAUCCCAAGACGCUUUUGGACAUACUCACUUCAUAUCGGCUACUGGGACGCAGCAUUUGGCAAAUUUUACGUAAAGGCUGCUACUACCUAAUCAUAAUACUGCCUUUUCUGUUUUUCGUGUUUCUCAAUGGUUCCAUUGUUAUUGGCGAUAAGCGGGCGCAUGAAGCGACCAUACAUGUACCGCAGUUAUUUUAUUUCAGCAUUUUUGCUUUGUUUUUCGGCGUCUCCAAUACGCUGCAUGAAUUGCGUCCGACACUACAUUGGCUAUCGCGUGACAAAUUGAUCGUGCUCUUCCUGCUUGGCACAGGCAUUCUAGCCGUUAAAUGGAAUACACUCAUACAUCCAUAUUUGCUGGCAGACAAUCGUCAUUACAUAUUUUACAUAUGGAAUCGUUUCUAUGGACGUUAUGAAUGGUUCAAAUACGCCAUGGUACCCGUUUAUGUAUUUGCCUUGGCGCUGUUACAUUCAGGUCUACGGCAUAUGCGCACAAGCUUCAAAUUGAUGUUUUGGAUAGCUGUUUUUCUGGUGCUAUGUUUUCAGCGCUUGCUCGAACUGCGAUACUUUCUCAUUCCAUUCGUACUUUAUCGCCUGCACACACAGCCGCUUAUUAAAAGCCGUUGGGCAGAGUGGUUGGAACUGGGCUGCUAUGUGGUGCUCAAUGCGCUCACAUUCUAUAUAUUUUUUACCAGAGAAAUCAGAUGGGAAAAUUUCAAGGAGCCACAACGCAUUAUUUGGUAAACAAGAAACGUCGAAUCAAAUAGUCUGAAUUGAAAUAUGGUAAAUAAACUAUUCGUAACUGUUGAAACAUGUUGUGGAGCAUUACAAGUACGUAA
This is a messenger RNA of Bactrocera neohumeralis, 1605 nucleotides long. It is a transcript of the gene Alg10, whose product is annotated as putative Dol-P-Glc:Glc(2)Man(9)GlcNAc(2)-PP-Dol alpha-1,2-glucosyltransferase. Gene Ontology annotation, molecular function: dolichyl pyrophosphate Glc2Man9GlcNAc2 alpha-1,2-glucosyltransferase activity. NCBI's taxonomy places the organism in Eukaryota, Metazoa, Arthropoda, Insecta, Diptera, Tephritidae. Gene Ontology annotation, cellular component: endoplasmic reticulum. Bases 158 to 1510 code for a protein of 450 amino acids. The transcript is spliced from 5 exons. Gene Ontology annotation, biological process: dolichol-linked oligosaccharide biosynthetic process; protein N-linked glycosylation. The record is from RefSeq and is a predicted model, not a curated record.